Messenger RNA from Cylas formicarius (sweet potato weevil), 803 nucleotides. Its product is annotated as ferritin-like. The record is from RefSeq and is a predicted model, not a curated record. Lineage: Eukaryota; Metazoa; Arthropoda; Insecta; Coleoptera; Brentidae. Gene Ontology annotation, molecular function: ferric iron binding; ferrous iron binding. Gene Ontology annotation, biological process: intracellular iron ion homeostasis; iron ion transport. The transcript is spliced from 4 exons. Bases 21 to 797 code for a protein of 258 amino acids. Gene Ontology annotation, cellular component: cytoplasm.
AAUUCAAAAUAUUUUUAAUCAUGUUUAGGUCUAGAUUUUGCAAAAGCUUUACGUUUAUAGUCAACGGUUUACCAAAAGUAGCUCAAUUUUCCAAACGCAGCUCCGCUCGUUGCGAUGUCAGUACAUACGAAAGCCUAGUCAAUCAAAAUAAACCUUGCAGUUCGCCCGAUAAACCGAAUAAGCAGCCUCCCGGGAAGUCACCCGAAUGUUUAUCUGGCAGACACGGUUUCCAUAAUGACACAGAGAAUUCUUUAAACGACCAAAUAGCAGCAGAAUUUCAGGCCUGCUUCACGUAUUUGUCCAUGGCUUGUUAUUACGGAAAAACCGAGGUAUCACUGCCGGGAUGUCAGGGUUUUUUCAUGACGAUGCACAGACAUGAGCAUGAACACGGUAUCACAUUAAUGAACUAUAUACUAAUGAGAGGCGGUACCGUUCGUGUUCCAAACAUUUCCGUGGAUAGUCAGAGCUGGAACGACGUGAGGAAAGCUCUCGGCGCGGCUUUGGAAUUAGAAUGCUACGUAAAAGAGAAAUUAACGGAGGUCGUGGGGAUUGCAGAACGCCACAAGGAUUUUCAUCUGGUCGAGUUUAUUUCUCAAGACUUCUUGCGAGAACAGAACGAAUCGAUAUGCACAUUGGCAAGACUGCUAGCGCGUUCGAAGUCGAUGAUUGACACGAGCGUCGGCGAAUACUUAUUCGAUCGCCUUUUAUUCGAAUCGUUCGUCGUGAAUUCGAAAGAAAAUCUAAUGUAUCUGAGAAUGCUGAAACGACAAAACAGCGAGGACGGGGUGUAUAAAUAAAACCGA